Molecule: messenger RNA, 6136 nt
Organism: Phaedon cochleariae (mustard beetle)
Lineage: Eukaryota; Metazoa; Arthropoda; Insecta; Coleoptera; Chrysomelidae
Source: the annotation of a GenBank genome assembly
CGCCUAUCAAACCGACGGGUAUAAGAACUAGUUUUUGCUAGAUUUUAGGAAACUCAAUCGAGAUUUCAGUUGAGUGUGCGAACAUUUGCUUUUUGAGACUCGGCGCAUGUCCAGCUCCGCAAAGUGAAAACAUUUUGCGAUAAUUGAUGAACCUUUUGGGUCUGUGCAACACCAAAAUUCUUUGUGUUGUCGCCUGGUCAAAUUUUCAGGUUGGCCGCAUUUCAUCGGGCAUCGUCGGCAGCAUCGGCACAGGCGCACUAGCCUUCGGCUCGUGGAGCGCGGAGAGUCGGUCGCAGCCGGCGGCGCACGGUCGGCUCGCCAGCUGAUAGAAUGGGGGGCGCGGGCGGCGCCACCGCCUCCGUGUCGGGUCGCGGGCCCUCCUCGCUCUUCCUCUUCUCCGAGGACAACCCCAUACGCAGAUACACGAGGUUCAUCAUCGAGUGGCCUCCAUUCGAAUAUGCUGUACUUCUGACAAUCAUAGCCAACUGCGUUGUAUUAGCAUUGGAGGAGCACCUGCCAUUCCAAGACAAGACCGUUCUAGCGCAAAAAUUAGAAAAAACCGAAGUAUAUUUUCUAGGGAUAUUUUGUGUUGAAGCAUCACUGAAGAUUCUAGCUCUGGGUUUCGUUUUGCACCGAGGAUCAUAUUUGCGAAACAUUUGGAACAUUAUGGAUUUUUUUGUAGUCGUUACUGGGUUUCUCACGAUGUUCCCUCAGUUGUUAGUGGUGGACCCACGCGCGUUGCGGGCUAUUCGAGUGCUAAGACCGCUGAAGCUAGUCUCUGGCAUCCCUAGUCUGCAGGUGGUUUUGAAAUCCAUCAUCAAGGCUAUGGCACCCUUGCUCCAGAUUGGGCUCUUGGUUUUGUUCGCCAUCGUUAUUUUUGCAAUCAUAGGAUUGGAAUUUUACUCCGGUGCCUUACACAGAACGUGCUACAGCCUUUAUAAUAUAGAUGAAAUCGUCAAAGAGGGGGAUGAGGAGACGCCGUGCAACACCGAUAACGAGACGCAGGCCCGCAACCAGGGCAGCAACUGGUGCAGAGAUGGCAACAGCGUGUGCCUGGAGCGGUGGCAGGGCCCCAACAACGGCAUCACGUCCUUCGAUAACAUCGGCUUUGCCAUGCUCACCGUCUUCCAGUGCAUCACCAUGGAGGGAUGGACGGCCAUACUCUAUUGGAUGAACGAUGCCAUGGGGAGUUACUUCAAUUGGAUGUACUUCGUUCCACUCAUAGUAUUAGGAUCAUUUUUCAUGUUGAACCUCGUUCUUGGUGUUCUUAGCGGGGAGUUUGCCAAAGAAAGAGAGAAAGUAGAGAAUCGCCAGGAAUUCUUGAAGCUGCGUAGAGCCGCCCAGCUAGAAAGAGAACUGAACGGUUAUGUUCAAUGGAUAUGUAAAGCAGAGGAAGUAAUUUUGGCUGAGGAGAGGACUACAGAAGAGGAGAAAUUGCAUAUAAUGGAAGCUAGAAGGAGGGCUGCCAGAAAGAAAAAACUGAAAAACAUGGGGCGGAGUAAAAGUACGGAUACAGAAGAGGAACAAGAGGAAGAUGAAAUAGGAGAUGAUGGCUUCGCCAAAUCGUCUUACCUGAAGUCCAGGGGCGCAAAGAGAGGCCCAGGCGGGUGCGCGCGCUUCUGGCGCUUUGAGAAGCGCCUGCGCUUCUGCAUACGGCACGCCAUCAAGACGCAGUGGUUCUAUUGGUCGGUGAUCGUGCUGGUGCUUUUCAACACCAUCUGCGUGGCCGUCGAGUACCACGGGCAGCCGCAGUGGCUCAGCGAUUUUUUGUUUUACGCGGAAUUUGUGUUCCUGGGCCUGUUCAUGAGCGAGAUGUUCAUCAAAAUGUACGCGCUCGGCCCGCGCAUCUACUUCGAGUCUGCGUUCAACCGCUUCGACUGCGUCGUCAUCACCGGCUCCAUCUUCGAGGUCAUCUGGUCGGCUGUGAAGGGUGGCUCGUUCGGCAUCUCGGUGCUGCGCGCGUUGCGCCUGCUCAGGAUAUUCAAGGUCACCAAGUACUGGUCGUCGCUGCGCAAUCUCGUCAUCUCGCUGCUCAACUCCAUGCGCUCGAUCAUCUCACUGCUGUUCCUGCUGUUUCUGUUCAUCCUGAUCUUCGCGCUGCUCGGUAUGCAGCUCUUCGGGGGUCAGUUCAAUUUUGAGGGGGGCACACCCAACGCCAAUUUUAAUAGGUUUCCUAUCGCGCUACUCACUGUCUUCCAGAUAUUGACGGGCGAAGACUGGAACGAAGUGAUGUACUACGGCAUCAACGCGCUGGGCGGGCCUAACAACAACGGCAUGAUCUACUCGCUCUACUUCAUCGUGCUCAUGUUGUUCGGCAACUACACGCUGCUGAACGUGUUCUUGGCCAUCGCCGUUGACAAUUUGGCGAACGCGCAGGAACUCACCGCGGCAGAGGAGGAACAAGCUGAGGAGAAUAAAGAGAAGCAAGCAAUGGAGCUGGAGAAGGAGAUGGAGGCGCUGCAGAUGGACGCGAAUCCUGCCAGAGGCGGAGAAUCAGGGGCGGCCAUGCACAGCCCCGUGAGGUCGACUGGGGGGCGCAAGAAGCGGGAGGAGAAGGUGGAGGAGGAGGAGGAGAUCGUCGGCCCCAAGCCGAUGCUGCCCUAUUCCAGCAUGUUCAUUCUCUCUUCGACAAAUCCGGUGAGAAGAGGUGCUCAUUGGGUGGUGAACCUGCGCUACUUCGACUUCUUCAUCAUGGUGGUGAUCUGCCUCAGCUCGGUGGCGCUGGCGUGCGAGGACCCCGUCGACGAGAACUCCUUCCGGAAUGUGUUCCUCGAUAAGUUCGACUACGCCUUCACCAGCGUCUUCGCCGUCGAGAUGCUGCUCAAGAUCGUCGAUCUGGGCGUCAUCCUGCAUCCGGGAUCGUAUCUUCGGGAGGUGUGGAACAUCAUGGACGCCGUAGUGGUCAUCUGCGCGUUGGUCUCCAUGGGAUUUGAUUUCGCGAAACGGCCAGAAGCAGCAAACCUGUCGACGAUCAAGUCACUGAGAGUGUUGAGAGUUCUAAGACCUUUGAAAACAAUCAAAAGAGUGCCGAAGUUGAAAGCAGUGUUCGACUGCUUAGUGAACUCCUUGAAAAAUGUGAUAAAUAUCUUAAUAGUGUACAUAUUAUUCCAGUUCAUAUUCGCUGUGAUUGCUGUUCAGCUCUUCAAUGGAAAAUUUUUCUACUGUACAGAUGCAAGUAAAUUUACGGAAGUUACCUGCCAGGGUCAGUACUUCGUUUACGGAGAAGAUGGCGAUGUGCCACAAGUCGAAACUCGUGAUUGGCUACCACAGAAGUUCCAUUACGACAAUGUUCCUAUGGCAAUGUUGACGUUAUUCGCCGUUCAGACUGGGGAAGGUUGGCCUCAGGUUCUCCAAAAUUCCAUGGCUGCCACAUAUGAGGAUCAAGGCCCAAUACAAAAUUUCCGAAUCGAGAUAUCUAUUUUCUAUAUUGUAUAUUUCGUAGUGUUCCCGUUUUUCUUUGUAAAUAUAUUCGUGGCCUUAAUCAUCAUUACGUUCCAAGAACAGGGUGAAGCUGAACUCCAAAGUGGCGAAAUUGAUAAAAACCAAAAAUCUUGUAUCGAUUUCACAAUACAAGCACGUCCAUUAGAGAGGUAUAUGCCGAACAAGCGGAACAGCUUCAAGUAUAAAAUCUGGAGAGUAGUGGUUUCUACUCCCUUCGAGUACUUCAUCAUGAUGCUGAUCGUCUUCAAUACUCUCUUGCUCAUGAUGAAGUACGACAAGCAGGGGGAUAACUACACGAAAACCCUAAAGUACCUCAACUGGGGAUUCACAGGAAUGUUCACGGUGGAAUGCCUCCUCAAGAUUCUAGCCUUUGGCGUUCGGAACUUUUUCAAAGAUCCAUGGAACACCUUCGACUUCGUCACUGUCAUCGGCAGCAUAGUAGACGCUAUGGUAGUGGAAUUCGGGGAAAGGGCAGCCCAAAUGACUAAAGAGCGGGAGAAUUUCAUUAACGUUGGAUUUCUGAGGCUGUUUCGGGCAGCCAGACUUAUCAAGUUGCUUCGCCAAGGGUACACUAUAAGGAUCCUGCUCUGGACGUUCGUUCAGAGUUUCAAAGCUCUUCCGUACGUUUGUGGACUCAUCGCCAUGCUGUUCUUCAUCUACGCCAUUAUAGGGAUGCAGGUUUUCGGAAAUAUUGCUGAAACUCCAAAUGAAGCGAUAGACCGACAUAACAACUUUAGGAAUUUUAUUCAAGGGCUGAUGCUUUUAUUCAGGUGUGCUACAGGAGAAAAUUGGCCAAGUAUAAUGCUGUCAUGUAUAAAAGGAAGAUAUUGCGAUCCACAUUCUGGAAAAAGUGGAAGGCAGUGUGGCCACAAUAUUGCUUAUGCUUAUUUCGUGUCUUUCAUAUUCUUCUGCUCAUUCCUGAUGCUGAAUUUGUUCGUUGCUGUAAUUAUGGACAACUUCGAUUACCUAACAAGAGACUCUUCCAUAUUGGGUGCCCAUCAUCUGGAUGAGUUCGUCCGAAUAUGGGCAGAAUAUGACCCUAAUGCCACGGGAAAAAUUCACUACACUGAGAUGUACGACAUGCUGAAAAACAUGGACCCCCCUUUGGGCUUUGGAAAUAAAUGUCCCAACCGACUCGCUUACAAGAAGCUGAUCAGGAUGAACAUGCCGGUGGAUGAUGAGGGCAGAGUGAACUUCACUAGCACCUUUUUUGGCUUGGUCAGAGAGAAUCUCAACAUCAAAAUGAGGACAGCCGACGAGAUGGACCAGGCCGAUAGCGAGCUCCGCGUGACCAUCCGCAACAUCUGGCCACUGCAAGCGAAGAACAUGGUGGACCUGCUGGUACCGCCCAACGACCAGCUCAACGAGGGCAAGCUGACGGUAGGCAAGAUCUACGGCGGGCUGCUGAUCCUCGAGAGCUGGCGCAGCACAAGGUUCGGCCAGAUGGCGCCCACGGGCCUGCCGGUCCUGGACAUGCAAGAUAUGUUGUCACAUAGAGGGUCAUGUGAAAGUCUGGGAGAACAAACCUACCUUCGUCCUGGAGGUUACAAUCAGCACAGUCCCAAUAGAGGGCACAAUUCACCGUCCCUCCAUCGAAGUCCUUCUCCUCGAAGAAGGUACCCACAGCAUCUGCACCACGACAUCGGAUUUUCAGACACCGUCUCCAAUGUCGUGGAAAUAGUCAAAUACGAACACCAGAGGGCGUCUCAGAGGGGCAGAUUCCCUAGAGGUUCGUGGUCGGCCUCAACGAGUCCAGCCAGGUCCCCAUCGCCCAGUUGCGAGCGCCUCUUCCGGGACCCCAACAAUCCGGGGGGCCGGUACGGACCCAUGGGCCCGCCUUCCAAUCGGAGGCCGCUUGUUGACUACGGCACCACAAGCCUGUGCCAGCGCUCCAGGUCGCCCAGCCCCACCCACCAGGCUACGCCCCACCAGCAGGGUCCGCCUCUCAUAGCUGGAGCAGUGGUAGGCAUCCCCAUGCACCAGUCGGCUGCCCACCAGGGCAAGAUGCAGCACAGCCAGCCGACGCUGGGCAGCAAGACAGCGGGGCAGGGCCGCCGUCUGCCGCCCACGCCGAGCAAGCCGUCCACGCUGCAGCUGCGCUCCGGCUCCAUCAACUUUCCCAAGCUGAACGCCUCGCCCACUCACAUACAUUCGGAGUCCGCGCACACGACCCCCCACCCCUACCCCCACCGCAACCCCCACCUCAGCUUCAAGCAGCGCAAGCCGCUGCGCGAACUCAGCCCGACGACGGCGUCGAUGAACGCCGCCGCGAACGCGAGCGAGGUGGCGACGCCGGCAGCGUGGGAGCCAGUCGGCAGCGCGGCGCAGGCGCCGUUGAGCUUCGAGCAGGGCGUUGCGCUCGGGCGGGGCGGCAGGAUACUGCCCAGUCCGGUGCCGAACGGGUUCAAGCCGAAGCCAACAGGAUCCAGGAAUUCUGAUUCAGACGACGAUGACUGGUGCUAGCAUUUGCUAAAUACUCUCUCCGAGAGUACCUUCGCUCCAGUGUACAUACUAUACAUAAUAUACAUAAUUUCAAAUAGGCAUUUACUUACUUCUUAUUUAGCAUAAAAACGAACUUAUCCUAUUAUGGUGAAACUGUGAGUGUUUUCAAGUGUAAUUUCAGAUCGUCUAGAGAGUGAUUCUACUUUUAUAAAUAAAUAUUCAAAAUAUCAGCCAAAUAGAGAUACCAUUUUUU